GCCGAGUUGGCUAACCUUAGCCAACUGUAUCUGGAUAUUACUAGUCUAGCCCAACAAGAUGAUUGCAGGCCAAUGCGGUUGUUUACAACGCCGUCAUUAUGAUCGUAUACGCAAUUAAUCAAUGUUAGGACUAUAGCUAGCUAAUUUGUUAACCAGCAGCUAACAUCUUUUAAUAACGGGGUGCAGCGAACAUCAGUUUAGCUGCUAUUAUAAGAUAGUCUAUUUCACAAACUAGCGUGCUAAGCAGGCCGGGCGAGUUCGCUUCUUGCACUGUUUAUGGUUGAAUUAACAAGUCAGCCAAUAUGAAAUUAUUGCAGAUUGCGUGCAUUAUGAAUGGCCCGCUAAUUAGCUAAUUCCCUAGUACUUAAUCUGUCACAUACUUUAGUAUUAUUAUAUGCUCUGGUUUCUAGAUUGCUAACGUUUCCUGGGUUAGGAUGAUGCAGUAUUAUCUGGCAGCGUUAGUAAUAAGUUGGCUAGCUAGCUAAAGAGGUACUUAUCUGUUUACGUUAGUUAGCGUUUCAAUGUAGCUGUCAAAGUUUUCAUUCACCUAUCAAGACAUGAUAUGUCAAAUUGCCGAAACACGUAAUAUCUUCAAUAUACUUGACAGGCAAUGUUACACCUGUGUAUACACAGUUAGACUAUAGCGUUAGCCAACUCGUGCUGAAGUUAGCUUUUUGGCUCGCGUGCUACUAGAUUGUAAAUGUGCAGAAGUGCUUUCCUUGCAUAAUAUAACAGGGUUAGAACAGGCGUGUCGGAUUUAUAAUCAAGCAGCUAUUUCGGGUAGGUACAAAGCUAACGUUUAGCAAAACAACGUUAUUCCUCCAGAUUUCGAAGGAACGAAAUGGCGGUUGUGGAAUUCUGAGGUGUAUGCUAGCAAACCUGUUAAAAGGCUGCGGGAAGUGGAUGAGGUGAUUCACUCGUGUAACGCUGUACUGGCAGAUUAGAAAUUUUAAUGUCCCUGUUAAAGUCCAGUCUUAUCACAAACCUUAAAAACGGAUGCGGAGGCUCAUAUGGAAACAGUUACACAAAUCUGUAAUGUGUACGGGAAUUUCAUUGCGUAAUGCAUUUAUCCCUACAGUAUUUUCCUAGGUACUGCUGGACUAUUUGACAAAAGCAAUUAAUCAUAAGCUCCCUCCUUAAGGUAGCAGCAGUUCGGAAUCUUACCUACAACCUUCGGUUACAAGCCCUCUACCUUAACCAUUAUGCAACAUUGCUGCCCUUAGGAUUGAAAUUCCACAGAGCGUGACAAACGCAGGCCAUCCAAACGGAGGAGUACCUCAUUCUCUGGAGGCCCAGGGGCCUGGAGAGGUCACCGGUGGAAUGGAGAAUCAGGCGGAGACUCGUAUUGACCCCGCCCCAUCUGAAAAUUCACCGCCAGGAGAACCAGUCAGAGUCUGUGAGACUACAGAUUCUGUCAAAGGCCUGGCCAGCAAGGAGGAAAGCGAGACAACGCGCAAGAAAAAUAAGAAGCACAAACGGCAUAAAAGCAAAAAGAAAAAGAAGAAACGCAAGGAAGAGAAAGGGAGCAGCUCGGAAUCAGGGCUGGAGUCAGACGGAGAAGCACGAAACCAACCAAGUGUGAAGACUGAAGUUGAUGUCAGUAUGGAGGGAAGAGAUGUUGACCAUGCAGGGGCUGUGGAGAAAGCUUCAAGAUCCCUGUUGAUAGGGGAUAAUGGUGAGGGAAGGACAAAAAAAGAGAAGCGGCGUACGCCCAAGAAGAAGAAGAAGAAGAGCAGGAAGAGAGAUGAGAAGAUGGCUGGAAAAUCGCCCCCCUGUUCUCCAUCUGGCAGCACCUCAGUUUCCGGGACAGAGUCAGAGAUGGACUGCUCCGUCAAGUCAAGACUGCUCCCCACAAUGUCACCCGUGGUCACUUCAGACACGCUGAAAGAGUGCUCAUCAUCUGUUGCCUGCCCAAAUACACAAGGGGUGAUUGCAUCAUCAGCAGACACGGUGUCUGGGGAAGACUCUUCUGAGAGGAAAGACUUUUCAACUAUGGAAGGCAUAGCCGCAGAGCAUGAGGGCAAUCAGGAUUGCAAACCGCAGGAGUUACCUGACAUAAUCCCCAAGCUUGAGAGCACACACAGGGAAGACGCAACAAAGGGAGACUUGGACACAUCAGGAGAAAUAAACAGGCAGCAGGACAGAAGAGUGGAAGAGAAUUGUGGACACAGGUCCAGGUCACGAUCAACGUCACGAUCACCCUCAAAAUCAAAGGGAGCAACAUCAUGCAAAGUCCAGGUGAAGAAGAGCCAUAGUCAGUCCUGCAGUCCAAAGCGACUUCCUGAUAAACCUGGUUCUCAAAAAGCCCAUACAGCAUCCAAAAGGAGAUCAAGGUCAGCCUCGAAAAGGAAAAGCAGCCCAAAGAGAAAGCGUUCCAGGUCUGACUCGCGGAGGCGGAAGUCCAGAUCUCGGUCUGUUAGGAGGUCGAGGCGCAAGUCCAGGUCUCUUUCAGCUAAGAGGAGACCGCGCUCAAAGUCCAGGUCAAAAUCCCUCUCGAGACGCAAUCAUUCACGGUCCAGAUCAUGGAGGUCUAGGUCUCACCGCCGCAAUCGGCGUUCUUUGUCUCAGUCUGCUAGGAGAAACAGGCGGUCAAGAUCCCAGUCCCAGUCACGCCGCAGGAGGUCACAGUCCAGGUCAGUUAGACGAACCAGGCGGGCUCGAUCAAGGUCGAUUGUGAUCUUGAGGAGGAGGUCAAGGUCUCAGAGAAACAGACGAUCAACUUCAGUACGAAGGCGUAGAUCCAGAACAAGGUCCCCGAAAAGAAGGCAGUCUAAAUCACAGUCCCCACGACAAUCCAGGCGUUCGAAGUCUAGCUCAAAAUCAAGGUCUCAUAAGAGGAACGGGUCAAAAUCAAGAUCCCUUCAGCAGAGAAAGCAUUCCAAGUCCAGAUCCCCAGGAAGAUGUCAUCGUUCAAAGUCAAAAUCUCCCAAAUGUGGCAGGACAAAGUCUAAAACUCCUAAGAGAGAGAAUUCCAAAUCAAGGUCUCCAGCAAGAAAAGAAUCAAAAUCGAGAUCCAUCUCAAGAGAUGGACAAUCGUCUGAAAGGUGUACCUCCCCAAACAGAGUAGAAGUCUGCUCCAAACCUGUGGACCUGACCUCACCUGAAAUGGAGAAGAGAGUUGUCUCAGAGAAGACCGAUGAGGAGGAAGUAACUUCUAAAGAAAUCUGUUCUCAGUCUGUUAAUAUGGAAGGACACUCAUUGAAGGCAGAAGCCCCCUUUGACUUCAGCAGUCAUGAAACGGGAGAGUUCUCAGCUCUGGAACAAAGUGCUGACCAUUCAGAGAAGCAUGUGCUUCCCAUGGGGUCCUGGAAACCAGUGCCACCCUUAGUAGAUAGCAAGAUGAAACCUUCUAUACAGGAAGUUGUCACCAGUGCCACUAUUAAAGGACAGGGCGAUGUCAUGACAAAUCUACAUGAAAAUAAAUCUCCACCAAAUGGUGAAGAUGAAAAGUCCUUUUCUGCUAAGAUGCCUUUGAUCAACCCAGAAGUUUCAGAGCCCAUCGCCUUCUACACUGCCUCUCAUGACACUCAGCCAAAACAAAGCUCUGAGGUUGUGUCUGAAGAUGGAAACAAAGACACUGAGUGCAGACCCAGGUUUGUUUCGCCACAGAAUGACAGGUUGUGUGAACCCAGCCCAUCCUUAGACAGAUCAGCACCUGAAGAAUCAGACGACAAUGCCGUUAUGGAGAAGAAGACUGAAGUGGAUAUGGUAACUCCACAUGACUGUGGAAGCUCAAGGUCAAGAUCUCCUGUCAAGGAUGAUGGUGAAUGUUCAAAAUCAUACUCGCCACUAACAGAGGAAAAACCACCUGCUACAGAGAACUGCAAGUCCCCAUUGCAGAGCAAAAAACACAAAUCAUCAAAACAAAGACAGCCUUCAAAGUCUCCUACACAAAAAAAACAUUCAAAGUCUAGAAGUCCCUCAAGGAAUAAGAGAUCCAAUUCCAGGUCGCCUUCGAGCCAGAAGCGUUCAAGGUCCACCUCAACUUCACAAAAAAAGCAAUCCAAAACAAAAUCUACGACACGAAAGAAAUCUAAAUCAAAGUCACCAACAAGGAAGAGAAAAUCCAAGUCUCCAUCCCGUAGCCGCAAGAAAAAGUCAAAAUCGAAGUCUCCCUCAAGGAAAAGACGAUCAAGGUCAAAGUCUGCAGGUAGAAAGCGGAGAUUGCGUUCAAGAUCUAGGAUUAGAGCCAAGCAUUCACAGUCUAGGUCCCCUAAAAGAAAACGGUCCAGGUCUAAGUCGCCGACCAGAAAGAAACGAUCAAAGUCCCGGUCUCCAGCUCGCAGGAGAAGAUCUAAAUCCGCGGACAAAAGCAAACGCUCAAAGUCUCGUUCCCCCGCAAGGAGGAGAAGGUCACGAUCAAGGGCCCGACGUUCACGGUCAAGGAGGUCACAGUCUAGCUCUCGCCGGAGAAGAAGUGGUUUUCCGCUAGACCGACGGGACAGAUGGAAACGCACCCCAAGCCACUCCCCUGUCCUUAUCCUCCGCAAGAGGAGGUCCACUUCACGCCCACGGCGCAGCUCCAGCAAGACCCCUCCACGCCUCACUGAGCUGGACAAAGACCAACUGCUUGAAAUCGCCAAAGCAAAUGCAGCUGCUAUGUGCGCCAAGGCUGGGAUGCCUAUCCCAGAGAGCCUGAGGCCCAAAUCUGUGCUCCAGCUGCCCCUCCAGUCCUCCGUCUCCACAUCCUUAGCCUUGUCCCUGCUAGGACAACAAAUGAAUCUGCCCAUGGGCAUGGCCAACAUGCCCAACAUGGCAAUGAAUGCCGCUGUGGCCACUAUGAAUGCUGCCCUGUCCACUAUGAGUGCCCUUACGGCCAUGCCUGCUCUGCCCAGCAUCACAAACAAGCCCCCGCCCUCGGCCGCACCCAACACUGCCAACAUUGAGGAGGUCAAGAGGAAGGUGACGCAAAAGGCAAACAGCAUAAGCAUCAAAGAGCUCACAGAGAAGUGCAAAAAGAUUGCUGAGAGCAAGGAGGAGAUGGCCAUCGCCAAGCCGCACGUCUCUGAUGACGAGGAUGACGAGAAGCCAUUUGCAGGACUGGGGCUCAAGGAAAACAAGGGAAUCACCUUCAGUCUCAGUAACUCCUCUGCCAAACCGGUAGCAAAAACAGAAGCAGCAUUUGCUAAGGAGUUCCCAGUGUCCUCAGGGUCCCAGCACCGGAAGAAGGAGGGCGAGGGAGCCUAUGGGGAGUGGGUCCCUGUAGACAAGAAGAAUGAGAAAACCGCAGCAGCAACAGCUGCAGCGGCGGAAGAAGAGAGCAAGGACAGCGACAGCGUCUUUCCUGACGCACCUCUUCAGCCUGUGGACAUCACGCUGGCCGUGAGCGAGAGGGCGGCGGCUCAGAAACGGCUGGCCGAGAACCCCUUCGACGUCAACGCCAUUUGCAUGCUGAGUCGGGCACAGGAGCAGGUGGACGCGUGGGCCCAGUCCAACACCAUCCCAGGGCUGUUCACCGGCUCCACGGGCGCCCAGGUGCUGUCCUCUGAGGAGCUGUCCACCAGCGGCCCUCAGGCCUGGAUCAAGAAGGACCAGUUCUUGCGUGCCGCGCCCGUUUCCGGAGGCGUGGGCGAGUUCCUGAUGAGGAAGAUGGGCUGGCGCGCGGGAGAGGGGCUCGGGAAGUACCGAGAGGGAACCGUGGAGCCCAUCGUCAUCGACUUCAAGACCGACCGCAAAGGUCUGGUCGCAGAGGGGGAGAAGACGCAGAAGUCUGGCAGCCUGGUGGUGAUGAAGGACCUGCUUGGGAAGCAUCCCGUCUCGGCACUGAUGGAGAUGUGCAACAAGAAAAAGUGGGCUCCGCCGGAGUUUGUUAUGGUGCAUGACAGCGGACCUGACCACCGCAAGAACUUCCUGUUCAAGGUGAUGAUAAAUGGCAGCGAAUACCAGCCCCAGACUGCCAGUCCCAAUAAGAAACACGCCAAGGCCAUGGCAGCAACGGUGGCCCUGCAAGCCAUGGGGGAGGUUUCCGGGGACAACGUCUACAGCGGGCCCGUCUUCACGGCGGCCACCACCACCGGCUAGCCCCGCCCCCGUUCCUCUGCAGCUACGCAUGCACACGUGCUGCUGUUCAGCUACUGAAAAUUUCUGAACCCACACAUACAUACGCACACAAACGUGCAAAUGGAUACGGGCUAACCACACAUUCUGAAGCCAGACACACACACACACACAACGCAUUCACUGGCCACUGUUAAAUCUACAGCCCUAGAAUAACUGUUUAAGGAUCCUAUUUCAGUGCUUUGUACAAACAGAACAACACAUUGAGAAAAUCACCUUUGGACUUGAACUUUGGACGUAAACAUUUGCGUUUAAACAAAGCGUUUGCAAACAGGCGUGUGUGGCGAUCCGGCUGAGCUGCAGGCGUGCUGGGAUUUUAUCACUGGAACAGCUGAAUGAAGAGCUGAAUGAAGAGCUGGAUGAAGAGCUGAAUGAAGAGCUGGAUGAACAGCUGAAUGAAGAGCUGGAUGAACAGCUGGAUGAACAGCUGAAUGAAGAGCUGGAUGAAGCUGAUCCUGACCGAGUGCAUGCAAAGGCCUACAGAGAGGAGCAGCAGGACAAUCCCGAUUGACCAGAUACCGUUUCCUUUUAUAAGGGUGACCCCAGAGUAGCCCAACAUCCCAAUUCUCCCAUUGUUGCCUGGACUGAGUUAAGAAGACAAGAUUGUGGAGAAGAGAUAUUAGGUAGCUGUGGACUCCCAGUUGUUGGUAAAUAGUUGUUCAUGGCCUCAUCACCAGUGCUGGUCUGUUACAGAAAUUGGCAUGUGUAACUUCAGAUUUAUGCAUGAAUGUGUGUUGGUAUUGGGAUAUAUCAUAAAGACUGGCCAGAAAGGAUGCCAUAUAAAACCUUCAUAUUUCCUGUUUUAGCCUGUUAGGCACAUUGUGUCCCAUAAGUGUAAAAAUACUUAUAGUGUGCAAUAUGUUGUUAAGGAAUCGGAUGUACUACACGCAUUCUAUGGCAGGAACAUAACCCUUUGCCAGUCGGCUAUAGUGUAACAGGAGAAAAAGGGUUUUGAAGUAGUGGUUUACCACUUUGAGUGCAUUUAUCAUUGUGCGGCAAGAACAAAUCAAUGCUUCAGUGCAGUAAUUGUGGUAUUUUUUGAAAAAGGCAUUGAUAUAGGGCUGAAUUUGUUCUUUACCAGUGCUUUUUGAGUCUAGGAGCAUAUAUGGCUGUCUGUCUGUGGAAUCAUCCAUCAAUUUAAUUGGGUUACAAAAGGUGAGGGAUGAGUGUUCCACCUGAGCAUGGAGCUUUAGUUUUAUGGUAAAUGACUCAAGUGCUUCGAGAUGCCAAAUGAGUACAAUAUAAAAAUGUCAUUAUUAAAAAAAGGUGAACAUUUAAAAUAUUGGUAGAUUAGUUUUAUAUUUCUGCUUUUCAAAACUCUGCUUGAUAUUUUCAUGUGCUUUGGGCAAGAAUGUGUCUUGUUUUUUUUGGUUUUCUGUUGCCAAAUGUAAGAUGAUCAUGUCCCCACUUAUGUUCCUAAGUGACCCCCUCUGUUUUGGAGUGUAAUUGCAAUCAAGAUGUUGUGGUAAUGCUUUUAUUUUUAAUGUUGGGGGUACUUCAUUCUCACCUCCUGCUAAAAAGCUGGCCUGUCACCGUGAUAAUACCUGGUUUAUGUACAUUUGUACGAAAAAAUCCAUAUAAUCCCUAUAUUUCUUUACAUGUGCAUUUAGUACUGCCUUUUGUAUGCAGGUCAAAGGCAUACAACAGCAAGCUCAGAGCAAUUACUUUUUCGUUAUGGACAUGUAGGACAGAAAUUGAUUAAUAAGAAUGAAACGUUGAUUUUACACCGAGCAAAUGCCUGGUGUAAAAAGCGACUUUUUUUUUUACAAGAUAGUGACACACGAUUCAACAAUAUAGUUGCGACACUUGAAUAGUGUCUGUUUAGUGCUUAUUUCUAUGUGAUUUAUAGAAUUUUUUUUAAAAAGAGGUUUUAGGUGACAAGUCCAUUCCCUUAUAAGCUCAUUUUGUUUUUAUAGAGUAUAUUCAUAUUAACACUGCAUUUUAACCCAUUUUUAAGCUUAGAUAGAGUCAAAUAGAGGCUAUCUAUACUGCCGUGCUAACUGUCAAACAGUAACUGUGUAACUAACAUCUACUGGCUGUUUAUCCAUGCUGCCCUCUUAUCAGGCUCUCUGCAGAUGUAAUGCAGUGAAAUUCCUAUUCAGGCACAGCUGUGGUUAAAAAUAACGUUUUCAUUAGAACGGCUGAUUAACGCACUGCUAAAUGCCUGCAAAGUUCAGCAGGUAAACCACAGCGCAAGUGCUUGUGAGGAAGACCUUUUCAUGUUUCCUCAAAGCACAACAUUGAGGCUUUUACCAUGGCAACAUACGAAGGCGAGUAAUGUCAGAAGCAACUAUAACUGUACACAUCAGAACAGAACAAAUUUUUUAAAUUGGUGCACUGUGACAUAUUUAAUGAUGACGGAAAGCUUCGCGUUUUUAUUUGUCAUACGGAUUUAUUAAUACCCAGGAUUUAAGGCAGCAGUUGUAUUAAUCACGCAUACAUGUUGGGAUCAUGCUCACUAUUCAUAAAUUCAAAUAAACAAUAAGGCAAGCUAUAUAGAAAUCCUACCUCCCUUGUCAAACAUUCAACCAGCGUGACAAAUUAGGAUUUUUUAUAAAUGGUUUAAUAUUUUGUUGUGCAAAGCAAUCAUGUAGGUCUGCUGAUCCAAACCCUCUCCCUCUUCUUUCCAGGUACCCUGUCUGCUCUUAUUGACUCAUUACUCUUUCAGUCCCUGAAAUUAAGUCACACUGGACUUCUGUUAUUUUUAAGUUGGAGACACUUCCUUAAAUAAAGCUGUUUAUCUGUUAA
Molecule: messenger RNA, 8805 nt
Organism: Anguilla rostrata (American eel)
Lineage: Eukaryota; Metazoa; Chordata; Actinopteri; Anguilliformes; Anguillidae
Gene: sonb
Product: protein SON
Exons: 14
Coding region: 1321-6021 (1566 amino acids)
Biological process (GO): regulation of cell cycle; regulation of mRNA splicing, via spliceosome
Molecular function (GO): RNA binding
Source: RefSeq, a predicted model, not a curated record